AUGAAGGCCGCUUUCGCAUUCUCUGCCCUUCUGGCCACUUUUGCCGUGGCUUUGCCCACCCCUACUAGUAUCGUGCCCUCGGGUGCUGCUAGCAGCGCUGUUGCCACAAUCAACAAGAGCGUUCACAGCGUCCUGACCGUCACCAACCAGCAGACCGGCAAGAACAUGCUCGUUGAGCUUGAACAGGGCUUCGCCAACAAGCUGACCGGCCUUGACCUCGGCAGCGCUUCCAACCCCGUUGGCACCAUCGUGAAGACCGCUUCGUCUCUCACCGACCUGGGUAACACCGGUUCCGGCCUCACCUUCGUCACUCAGACUGGCGAGUACGUUCUUGUUGAACUUGACAACACCAUUGAGAGCCUUUUGAGCUCCCUUGGUCUGUCUGUUGUUGGUGACGUCGUCGGCAGCGUCAUCGGUGUCCUCGAGGGUGUCGUCGCCAACCUCAAGCGCUCCGAGCUCAACAACGUUCUGUCCAUCACCGGCCUGAACAACCAGCCCAUCCUCGUCAAGGCUGAGUCUACCCUCGCCAGCGCUCUCGGUGGCCUUGACCUCUCCGCUGUCAAGGGUACCGUCGGUACCGUUGUUGCUUCCGUCCCCGCUGUUUCCGACCUUGCCUCCAAGGCCUCCGAGCUUGGCCUCCCCACCAACGAGCUUUUCGGUGUCCUCAGCAGUGACGGCUCCUCCGCUUUGCUUGUCCGUGUUGAGUCCGUUGCCGGUGGUCUCACCUCCACUGUGACUGGCCUUCUCUCCACCCUCGGCCUUGGUGAUCUGACCAGCACUGUCGGCACCGUCGUCAGCACUGCCCAGGGUGCUACCUCCCUGUAA
This is a messenger RNA of Penicillium odoratum, 825 nucleotides long. RefSeq lists its product as uncharacterized. The coding region runs from base 1 to 825 and encodes 274 amino acids. The transcript has a single exon. Lineage: Eukaryota; Fungi; Ascomycota; Eurotiomycetes; Eurotiales; Aspergillaceae. The record is from RefSeq and is a predicted model, not a curated record.